UGCGGGGUGACCCGGAGCUCGGCGUUUUAUAAAAACUACUUUUUUAAGCUGAUGUGCAGCAAAAAACGACCCAAAAACAGCGCGAAUAGUUAUUUAGUGCUCGUCAUGUGCUCAGUCGGCCCCCAGGCGCGUGGAUUUUACGGAUAAGCGAAGGGUGGAACCCCCGUUUGCAACUUACGAGCUCUUCCAGAAAAAAACAGACUCGAGCUGUCAAAUGCUUGUUGCUCGGGGGAAGUCGGCGCUGGGAAAAAGUGGCGAUUUAGCAGCGAGGAGCGGAAUCUCACCGCUGUUUCUGCUAAAGCAGGGUCUGUUUAUGUAGUCGGUUGAGUUCUACACCGAAUUGGGUCGAUUUUAGCGCCUGUUUAGCUCCCACUUUCCCGCUAAGUCCGCGCUGGGUGGUUGCCGUCUGGGCUUCGUGACUGUCGGUGUGGCUGGCAGCGCUUGGCGGAGGGCAGCAGAUUCGUGGCGAUGAGACCUUUAUUAGGAAGUGCCUUUCACACAACUCCCCUCGUAGCUGAUCUCUGGUCUAUGUCUGACUGUACCACCCACACUCCUCUCUCUCCACCUCCGUCAGAGCACUAAUCCCUCCAUCUCAAACCAGCCCUCUCUCCACCUGACUGCCGCAUUGAGUACACCCCACAGGAGCCGACAGUCUAGCAGGACAGCUCUAACAGCCACAGCCAGGAUAGCAUAAAAAUAAAGAGGAAAUAAUAAACCGAGCCGUCUCUUAGAGUAGCUGAAGCUGAGGGAGCAUGCUCUGAAGGCUCGGCUGAAGGAACAUUACGUUGUACUGAUUAAAGUGAAAUAUUCAGCCAAAGGCAGUCUGAAGCUCUUCCUGUUUUGAGUGCCAGGGAACAUGCAUGUUUCACUUCACAGUCUCCUGUCAGUCAAACAGACAGACUUGUGAUUCUUAAGCAGGCAACACUCAAGCAGUCAAACUCUCCUGUUGCCCUAAAAGACAACAGUCCGACAGUCUGAACGUAGUGGAUAAGUGCCCGUAUCUGAUCGUCUGAUUCCUGAUUGUUUAGUCUGUUGCACUGGACUGUCAGCAACAUGUCUGUGGCAUUGCCAGCUGUGCGUGACACUAAGUGGCUGACCCUGGAGGUGUGUCGACAGUUCCAGAGAGGCACGUGCUCUCGCAGUGAUGAAGAAUGCAAGUUCGCUCACCCACCCAAGAGCUGCCAAGUGGACAAUGGCCGAGUCAUCGCCUGCUUUGACUCCCUCAAGGGUCGUUGUUCACGGGAUAACUGUAAAUACCUUCACCCUCCAUCUCACCUGAAGAGUCAGCUGGAAAUCAAUGGGAGGAACAACCUGAUCCAGCAAAAGACAGCUGCAGCCAUGCUGGCACAGCAGAUGCAGUUCAUGCUGCCAGGAUCCAGCCUUCCUGCUGUGUCUCUGCAGUCCUCUUUUCCUGUUAGCCAGAAUUUGGGGCCGGGGCCAGGGAUCAGCUAUUCCCCCUACCUCUCUUCUGUCCCUCACGGGAUGGGGCUGGUUGCAACUGAGAUGCUCCCAAGCAGCCCUGUUUUAGUCCCUGGAAACCCUGCAGUUGCGGUGCAGAGCUCAAACUCCUCUUCAUCAUCUCAGAAAGCACUGCGCUCCGACAAGCUAGAGGUUUGCAGAGAGUUCCAGCGAGGGAGCUGCUCCCGAGGAGAGACAGACUGUCGGUUUGCCCACCCAAGCGACAGCCCCAUGAUUGACAGCACUGAUAACACAGUGACGGUGUGCAUGGACUACGUGAAGAGCCGGUGCUCCAGAGAGAAGUGCAAAUACUUCCACCCUCCGGCUCAUCUGCAGGCACGCCUCAAAAGCUCUCAGAGCACCCAGAGCAGUGCUGCAGCUGCUGCUAUGACUCACUCAAGUGCCAAAGUGCUGAAGCGACCCCUCGAGGCAACUGUUGACAUGGCGUUCCCUCACAGUAUGCUUCAACCAUUGGCUAAACGAGUGGCUUUGGAGAAAACUGGGGGACCAGGUGGUCUGUUAAACCCCAGUGUUCUGCACUACCAACAAGCUCUCACCAACACACCACUGCAGCCUUCUACCGCACUGUUUCCAACAGGCUCAGUCUUCUGCAUGUCUCCUGGACCUGGCAUCGUUCCCAUGAUGCUCAGUGCCCCGCCCGCUACUGCCUCCGCUCCUGCUGCAAGCCCCUACGCUGCUGCUGCUGCUGCUGCUGCCGCGGCAACCGCCAAUCAGAUCAUUUUGAAAUAGAGCACAGGAGAGGAACAGAGUGCCAGCGCAACAUAAACACACUCCUUAGACGAAGAGUGUGUGGACAUGACAUCCUUAACUCACCAGAACUACAGCUACAUGCAUGUUGAUGCACACACACACACAUACACACACAUGCACUUACAUAUAGACAUAGACAUAUAGUCCUACCAUUAGAUAAUGCCUAUUGGAUUAUGUUCAAUAAAUAUAUUGUACAAAUUUGAAAUAUAUAUAUAUAAAGUAAGUAAUUAAGGUAAUUAUAAUAAGUCUACAUUUAUAGAAGAGAGUUCUACUGGAAUACAACCUUACUCUUUUUGCUUGUACAUUUUAAAACAUUAUUAAUUAUACAGUUAUUAUACACAGUACCAUCACUAGUGUUGAGUAGGUUAAUUCAACACUUAUUUUACUGUGUGAGUUUAUUUACUUAACCUUUUUUAAGGCAGUGUCUUUAGAAAGACUAUUAUAAUAAGCCCGGUGUGAGAAAUGCCCUCUUGACUGAGUGCAUAAUAACUUAUGUAUAAGAGUUUACCCAUUUGGAAAGGCGUCAGGAAUGGACUGGAUACCCUAGUGCCGAAGCAUGUCAAAACCAUGCUGUAAGAAAAUGGCGAGCGGACAGCACGUGAAAGCCACGCUGGAAAAUGACGGAGGGAGCCGAUCUCUCAGCUCUACAGUUCCACAGCGCCUCCUAAUGGCCACUGCUGAAGCUCUGCAACAUGACCUGAGAGAUCAGCUACUCUGUUUGCCAAAUUACUGGUAGGGAGGGAAAUAAAUCCAAUGUUUUGACCUUUAAAAGUGGCCAAACAGAAGAGAGAUGUGACUUUGAACCCUUUAAGACUUGAGUGUGAAUCUGAGGUUUAUUGCUGUGGCCGUUCUUUUAUAACUCCCAUAGUUGGAAGCGUUGAAUGAGUCAGUGAGGAGUUUGCCACAGUAAAGGCUUGUUCUCUUGCUCUCUUGAUACUGUGCCAUUGGAAGAGUGAAAAAGACAGAGAGAAACCAAGAGACUAUGACGUGCAAAUGUGUGAUUUAGUGUGUGUGUGUCUGUAUGUAUUGUGACGUAGUACUGUAUAACAUCAGUUAGUAAGCCUGGGCUCCACAGCUAGACUCAGGUUCUAGAAUUGCCAGCACUUUUGAGCUGAGUUCAGUUGAGCUGAGUUGGGCUGAGUUCAUCUUUUUCCUGGUUUCUGGUUUUGUUUUCUGUAUUUAUUCUGUUAUGAUUUUGUAUAAGUGCCUAACAAAGUUCUAACUAGCAUCUAAUAGAGACAAAUUUGAACUGUUCAUGUUCAGUUAAGUUGCUGCAAAGUGUCAAUCUUUAAAAAAAAAAAUGACAAAAAGGAUGAAAGGUUGUGGAUGUGGAUGUACACAUUUUCUUUAACAUUUCUUUAGCCCUUUGACGUAACAGUAACAAAGCUAAGCUAAUCUGUUACUGUGUAAAAAGCAUAAAACGAUGUUCUAUACAGCAGCCGGAGUCUACAACUGCAGUCUAGCAGUCCCACUGCUGUGUGGCUCAUGUUUUCUCUGCUCUACUCACACGUGAUUCAGCUCAUCAUAUAAUUAUCAAGCCCUUCAUGGGUUGAAUCAUGUGAUAGAGAAGGGAAAGCUGCAGGCCAGCGUCUCUAAAGCUGAAAAACACCUGCUGUAGAGAAUGCACAAUCUUCCCUGAGCUUCUGCAUUUAAUCGAGUAACAAUCAGUUUUGUUUUGUUUUUUUUACUUAUAAUCACAUUUACGUUUAUUUAACAUCUCAAGGUUAUUCACUCACUACAGUGUGUUUAAAUUUAACAUGCACUCAACAUAAUGCUUAACUACUCUUCUAUUAUUAAUAAGACUAUAAUAAGACUUACAAUGCAUCUUCAUUUAGUAAUUGAUCAUCAUUUUUCUUUCUGUGACUCAGAUUGUGUUUGUAUGUAUGUUUUUUGAGAGUGUUCUAAUUCAGGGCGGAGAUAUAAUGCCAUGUGAGAACUUAGACAAUCUUCAGUUUAGAUACACAAAGGCACUGCUUAAACUUUUACUCAUUUAACCUCUCAGCAGUCGAUGCCUGAGGAUAAUUUAUGUUGUGAUAAGAUAUAUGAGAACUAUUAUGUAAUGUUGCGGUAUUGAUUGUUGUUAAUGGACCAUUGUUGUAUUCUGUUUUUGAGAUGAAUGUAAUUUAUUUGAGGUAGGGCCUUGUUGUUCUGAUGAUGUUUUGAAAAGCCAACUCAGGCUCGCCUCACUCUGCUAAGUCGCUUGACCUGUGGAGGAAGGGAAAAAGGGCCUGGGCUCCUUUUUUGGUGGGCUACGGUGUACUCACUAAACAGGGUGAAGCACUAAUCUGGAUUAUACUGAAAGUAGUUUGAUAAUACUGUUGUGAAUCUAAUACUUUAACAAAAUAGUUGUUGAAUGUUUUGGGAUUUAGAGGUGUGUAAUUAUAGAACGAAGUCUCAUAUUGUAAAAGAGGGAAGCCUAGCAAGUAAGCCUAGCAGUGAGUGAGUAGCCAGGCCAGAGGAACAGGCCGCAGGGUGCUAUCAGCCUGCCAGUCCCACCACCACCACCACAGGACGCAUCAGCACAGGCCAGGCUGGAAAAGUGCUCAUUUUAUGUCAAACUAAAGAUGAACAUUGCAUUUCAUUUUAUAGAGGUUCACUUUUGUGUGCUAAUAUUUUAGAACAGUACUAAUUUGUUAAUUGUGACAGUUCAGAAUUGCUAUGAAUGAAAUUGUGUUUUUGUAAGUGACGUUACUUUCUUUUUUUAAGAUGAUAGGUUCAGUAUGAUGUUUUCCCUACUACUGGAAAAUACUUAGUUUCAACGCCUUAUUGUCAUGAUGGACCAUGCUAUUUAAUUAAGAAGAUAUUAGUCUUAAGUUUCUCACUUAUUCUACCAAAAAAUAAAUGAACGUUAAACUUAAAUCAAAGUUUUAUUUCCUAUAUCCAGAUAGAAGCCUACAUGCGUCAGAAUUUAUUAUGAAGCAGCAUACUAAUGCUAGAAGAGCAGUGUGUCAUCAUUCACAUGACUGUGAAGGAUCCAACUUCCCUGGCAUUAAGUAUAGUUGUGAUCAUAUUUUAGGCAAAAGCAUAACAAAGAAAAUUUUGUGCUUAUUUCAGCCUGGUGUCCUAUGUCUCAGUGCUGAAUGAAUUUUUUUACUGAAUAUAUGAAUGUGGCCCAUGUAUGUAUCGAUGUAUCUUCUGCUCUCUUAGUAUCAGUCUGGUGGAUCAGAAAUUCAGAAUGUGAUUUCUCUCUUGACUGUUGAAACACUUUCUGAACAGGUUUACGACCGGUUAGAAGUCUGUUCACAUGUGAUGUUUGCCUUAUCUUCUAUGUGAUGCUCUUACCAUUUCUUGUUUUCAAAUGUUAUUUGAAAGCUUUUUGUAAUACAAAAGAUUGUAUCUGAUCUCCUAAUCCUUAAUGAACAACUUCCCUAAAGGAAUAUUCUGUAACAACCUGAUGCUAAAGGACGUGGCAGUUGAAAGCGAUAGACACAGGAAAUUCACCCCUUUGAUGGCCAUUUAUCCUUUGUUUUUUAUUCUGAAGUCUGUUCUCCAUAGCUAGAAUGAACAAGUGGGUUCAGAUCCCUUGAAUGGAGUAGAGGCUAGAUGUAUGGUUUCUAGGUGUGGAGAACAGACGUGGAUAUUUCUUACUUGCGCAGUGUUGGGUUUUCUCACUUCCACCCUGUUCCAUAGGCUCCAUAUGUCACCACUAUCAGGGGGAGGAAUCACAAACAGUCAAAUUUCAUGCUGAUUGGUUCUGCCACACAUUAUAAGAUCCUUUUAGGACUUUUUAUAUGCUCUUUUAUGUAAUAUUAAGUAGUUUAAUUGCUUUGGUUCCCUAAACAUACAGUAUGUAAACUGUAUUGUCACAAAAAUGAAUAAAAUCUUUUAAUGAGUA
Astyanax mexicanus (Mexican tetra) is the source of this 6064-nucleotide messenger RNA. RefSeq names its product muscleblind-like splicing regulator 2 (gene mbnl2). Bases 1054 to 2208 code for a protein of 384 amino acids. Gene Ontology annotation, molecular function: metal ion binding. NCBI's taxonomy places the organism in Eukaryota, Metazoa, Chordata, Actinopteri, Characiformes, Acestrorhamphidae. The transcript is spliced from 10 exons. The record is from RefSeq and is a predicted model, not a curated record.